This is a messenger RNA of Cariama cristata (Red-legged seriema), 649 nucleotides long. It is a transcript of the gene WDR37, whose product is annotated as WD repeat domain 37. Gene Ontology annotation, molecular function: protein binding. The annotation marks the transcript as partial. The transcript has 7 exons. NCBI's taxonomy places the organism in Eukaryota, Metazoa, Chordata, Aves, Cariamiformes, Cariamidae. Gene Ontology annotation, cellular component: preribosome, large subunit precursor. The record is from RefSeq and is a predicted model, not a curated record.
AUGCCAAUAGAAAGUGGAAGUUGUGCAUCUGCUCGCCAAGCAAAGCAGAAACGUAAAUCACACAGUCUUUCAAUCCGAAGAACCAACAGUUCUGAGCAAGAACGAGCAGGACUGCAGAGAGACAUGUUGGAAGGGCAGGAUUCUAAACUACCAUCUUCUGUCCGGAAUACACUCCUUGAACUUUUUGGACAAAUAGAGCGGGAGUUUGAAAACCUGUAUAUUGAGAAUUUGGAAUUACGCAGAGAGAUUGAUACACUGAAUGAGCGUUUAGCAGCUGAAGGACAGACAAUCGAUGGUGCUGAACUGAGCAAAGGACAACUGAAAACAAAAGCCAGUCAUAGUACCAGUCAGCUUUCUCAGAAAUUAAAAACAACUUACAAGGCAUCUACUAGCAAGAUUGUAUCCAGUUUUAAAACUACAACAUCAAGGGCAAUCUGUCAACUGGUAAAGGAAUAUGUUGGCCACAGGGAUGGUAUUUGGGAUGUCAGUGUCGCGAAAACUCAACCAGUGGUGUUGGGAACUGCAUCUGCUGAUCACACUGCUUUGCUGUGGAGCAUAGAAACAGGGAAGUGCCUUGUCAAGUAUGUAGGUCAUGUUGGAUCAGUAAAUUCCAUAAAGUUUCAUCCAACUGAGCAAGUGGCUCUUACAG